GGACGGCAGCCACAUAAAAGGCAGGCUCCAGCAGCUCCUGCCCAGUCCUCCCCAGCCUGUCCCUGUGUCCCUCCACCCCGGGCCCCUCCACCGUCCCUGCAUCAUGGGAGCCGCCUUGGGCCCCGGCCCACUGUUGUUGCUGCUGCCCUGUCUCCCCCUGGUCCUGGGGGAUCCCAUGUACUCCAUCAUCACCCCCAACAUCAUCCGCCUGGACAACGAUGAGACUGUGGUGCUGGAGGCCCACGACGUGGCAGCGGACAUCCCGGUCACUGUCACCAUCCACGACUUCCCGGCCAAGAAGCAAGUGCUGUUCAGUGAGAAGCUGGUGCUGACCAGCGCCACUGGUUACCUGGGCAACGUCACCUUCAAGAUCCCCAGCAACAAGGACCUCAAGCUGGGCAGUGGUCCCAAGUACCUGACGGUGCUGGCGUCGUUCGCGGACACGACGGUGGAGAAGGCCGUGCUGCUCAGCCUGCACAAUGGCUACCUCUUCGUGCAGACCGACAAGACCAUCUACACGCCCGGCUCCUCAGUCCUCUACCGGGUCUUCACCGUGGACCACAACCUGCUGCCCGUAGGCCGGACGGUGAUUGUCACCAUCGAGAACCCCGAAGGCGUCACUGUCAAGCGCUCCACCUUGUCCUCUCACAACCAGCAUGGAAUCUUGCCCUUGUCCUGGCCCAUUCCGGAGCUGGUCAACAUGGGACAGUGGAAGAUCCGGGCCUUCUACGAGAACUCACCACAGCGAGUCUUCUCAGCUGAGUUCGAGGUGAAGGAGUAUGUGCUGCCCAGUUUUGAGGUCAUCCUGGAGCCCAUGGAGAAAUUCUACUACAUCGAUGACCCACAGGGUCUGCAGGUCACCAUCAUGGCCAGGUUCCUGUAUGGGAAGAACGUGGAUGGAACUGCCUUCGUCAUCUUCGGGGUUCAAGAUGAAGACCAGAGGAUUUCGCUGGCCCAUUCUCUCACCCGCGUUGAGAUCCUGGACGGCCACGGUGAGGCCAUGUUAAAGCGACAGGUGCUGCUGGACGGGGUGGAUCCCAGUCAGCCCGAGGCCCUGGUGGGGAAGUCACUGUACGUGUCGGCAACCGUCAUCCUGCAAUCCGGCAGCGACAUGGUGGAGGCUGAGCGCACUGGGAUCCCCAUCGUGACCUCCCCUUAUAAGAUCCACUUCACCAAGACACCCACGUUCUUCAAGCCUGCCAUGCCCUUCGACCUCAUGGUGUUUGUCACCAACCCCGAUGGCUCCCCAGCGCGCCACGUGCCUGUGGUGACCCAGGACUCUGAUGUGCAAUCUCUGACCCAAGAAGAUGGCGUGGCCAAGCUGAGCAUCAACACGCCCAACAGCCGGCAGCCCCUGCCCAUCACCGUGCGCACCAAAAAGGAUGGUAUCCCAGAAGCCCGCCAAGCCACCAAUACCAUGCAGGCCCUGCCCUACACCACGCUAUACAACUCCAACAACUACCUACACCUCUCCUUGCCCCGCACGGAGCUCAAGCCCGGCGAGCCGCUGCACGUCCACUUCCACCUGCGCACAGACCCAGGCCAGGAUGCCAAGAUCCGCUACUACACCUACCUGAUCAUGAACAAGGGGAGGCUGCUGAAGGCGGGUCGCCAAGUGCGAGAGGCCGGCCAGGACCUGGUGGUCCUGCCCUUAACCAUCACCCCAGAAUUCAUCCCCUCCUUCCGCCUGGUGGCUUACUACACUCUGAUUGAUGCCAAGGGCAAGAGGGAGGUGGUGGCCGACUCUGUCUGGGUGGACGUGAAGGACACGUGUGUGGGCACGCUGGUGGUCAAAGGCGGCGGACGGGAUGGCCAGCAGCAUUUACCUGGCCAGCAGAUGACUCUCAAGUUAGAGGGCGACCGUGGGGCCCGAGUGGGGCUGGUGGCCGUGGACAAGGGCGUGUUCGUGCUGAACAAGAAGAAUAAACUCACUCAGAGCAAGAUCUGGGACGUGGUGGAGAAGGCUGAUAUUGGCUGCACCCCAGGCAGCGGCAAGGACUACGCAGGCGUCUUCACGGAUGCAGGCCUGUCCUUCAUGAGCAACAAAGCCCUACAGACGGAGCAGAGGAAGCAACUGGAGUGUCCCAAACCAGCUGCCCGCCAGCGUCGCUCAGUACAGCUCCAGGAGAAGAGGGCAGACAAAGCGGGCCAAUACAAGGACAAGGUACUGCGCAGAUGCUGCGAGGGCGGCAUGCGCGAGAACCCCAUGCAGUUCUCCUGCGACCAGAGGGCACGCUUCAUCGCCCUGGGCCAGGCGUGUGUGCAAGCCUUCCUGGACUGCUGCAAAUACCUAGCCCGGCUCCGUGAGCAGCACCGGCGGGAAGGGACACUGAGCCUGGCCAGGAGUGACCUGGAUGAAGACAUCAUCCCAGAAGAAGACAUUGUCUCCCGAAGCCACUUCCCAGAGAGCUGGCUCUGGACCAUCGAGGAGUUCAAAGAACCGGCUAAGAACGGAAUCUCCACGAAGAUCAUGAACGUGUUUCUGAAAGACUCCAUCACCACCUGGGAGAUCAUGGCCGUGAGCUUGUCCGAUAAGAAAGGAAUCUGCGUGGCCGACCCCUAUGAGGUCACGGUGAUGCAAGACUUCUUCAUUGACCUGCGGCUGCCCUACUCCGUGGUGCGCAACGAGCAGGUGGAGAUCCGAGCUGUCCUGUAUAACUACCGGGAGUCCGAGUCCCUCAAGGUGAGGGUGGAGCUGUUGUACAACCCAGCCUUCUGCAGCCUGGCCACGGCCAAGAAGAACCACCAGCAGACCGUGACGCUCCCGCCCAAGUCCUCGCUGCCCAUCCCUUAUGUCCUUGUGCCUCUGAAGAUCGGUCUGCAGGAGGUCGAGGUUAAGGCCGCUGUCUAUAAUCGCUUCAUCAGCGACGGUGUCAAGAAGACCCUGAAGGUCGUGCCCGAAGGGAUCCCCGUUAACAAAACUGUGACUGUUCGAACCCUGGACCCAGAAAACCUUGGCCAAGGGGGCUUCCAGAAGGAGGAGAUCCCCCCGGCCGAUCUCAGCGAUCAAGUCCCAGAAACCGAAGCAGAGACCAAGAUCCUUCUGCAAGGCACCCCUGUGGCCCAGAUGACGGAGGAUGCUGUGGACGGCGAGCGGCUGAAACACCUCAUCGUGACACCAUCAGGCUGCGGGGAGCAGAACAUGAUCUCCAUGACGCCCACGGUCAUCGCCGUGCACUACCUGGACCUCACCGAGCAGUGGGAAAAGUACCCCUUGGGCAAGCGGGACGAGGCUCUGGAGCUCAUCAAAAAAGGCUACACCCAGCAGCUGGCCUUCAAGCAACCCAACUCCGCUUAUGCAGCCUUCUUGAAUAGGCCACCAAGCACCUGGCUGACCGCAUAUGUGGUAAAGGUCUUCUCUCUGGCCGCCAACCUCAUCGCCAUCGACUCCCGGGUCCUGUGCGGGGCCGUGAAGUGGCUAAUCAUGGAGAAGCAGAAGCCGGACGGGGUCUUCCAAGAGGACGCGCCCGUGAUCCACCAAGAAAUGAUUGGUGGCUUCCGGAACUCUGCAGAGAAGGAAGUAUCGCUCACGGCCUUCGUGCUCAUCGCCCUGCAGGAGGCAAGAGAGAUUUGCGAGGAACAAAUCAAUAGCUUGCCAGCUAGCAUCAGCAAGUCCAAGGACUUCAUCUCAAAAAACUACCUGAACCUACAGAGGCCCUACAGCAUAGCCAUUGCAGGCUAUGCACUGGCCCAGCAGGAAAAACUGCAAGGGGAAAUGCUCAACAAGUUCCUGAGCACAGCCAAAGACAGGAAUCGCUGGGAGGAACCUGGCCAGCACCUCUACAACGUGGAGGCCACGUCCUACGCCCUCUUGGCCCUGCUGCGCUUGCGCGACAUGGACUCUUUGCCUGCCGUUGCGCGCUGGCUCAACGAACAGAGAUACUACGGUGGUGGUUAUGGUUCUACCCAGGCCACCUUCAUGGUGUUCCAAGCUUUGGCCCAAUACCAAGUGGAAAUGCCGGACCACAAGGACUUGAACUUGGAGGUUUCCAUCAAGCUGCCCAGCCGCAGCUCCGCAGUCAAGCAUCUCAUUCUGUGGGAAUCCGCAAGCCUGCUGCGGUCAGAAGAGACCAAGCAAAAUGAGGGAUUUACCGUAACGGCCCAAGGGAAAGGCCAAGGCACGCUGUCGGUGGUGACCACGUACUACGCCAAGGUCAAAGACAAAGUCAGCUGCAAGAAGUUUGACCUGAGGGUCAACAUCAGACCAGCUCCCGACACAGCAAAGAAGCCGCAGGAUGCGAAGAGCACCAUGAUUCUUGACAUCUGUGCCAGGUACCUGGGAGACGAGGAUGCCACCAUGUCCAUUCUGGACAUUUCCAUGAUGACGGGCUUCGUCCCUGACACAGAUGACCUCAACCUGCUCAGCAAUGGCAUCGACAGGUACAUCUCCAAGUACGAGCUAAGCAAAGCCUUCUCCCACAAAAACACACUCAUCAUCUAUCUGGACAAGAUCUCCCACAUUGCGGAGGACUGCCUGUCCUUCAAAGUUCAUCAGUUCUUCAACGUGGGGCUGAUCCAGCCUGGGUCGGUCAAGGUUUAUUCCUACUAUAACCUGGAGGAAGCGUGCACUGUAUUCUACCACCCGGACAAAGAGGAUGGCAUGCUGAGCAAGCUAUGCCACAAGGACAUGUGCCGCUGUGCCGAGGAAAACUGCUUCCUGCAGCAACCAGAUAACAAAGUCACCGAGAACGAACGGCUGGACAAGGCCUGUGAGCCCGGGGUGGACUAUGUGUACAAGACCAGGCUGGUCCGGAUGGAGAAAUCGAAUGACUUUGACGAGUAUUUAAUGGUCAUUGAGAACACCAUCAAGUCAGGCUCAGAUGAAGUGCAGGCCGGGCAGGAGCGCCGCUUCAUUAGCCACAUCAAGUGCAGAGAUGCGCUCAAACUCAAGGAAGGAAAACACUACCUCGUGUGGGGACUCUCCUCCGACCUGUGGGGCGAGAAGCCCAACACCAGAUACCUGAUCGGCAAGGACACGUGGCUGGAGCUGUGGCCUGAGCAGGACGAAUGCCAGGACGAAGAGAACCAGAAGCAGUGCCAGGACCUGGCCUCCUUCACCGAGAACAUGGUCGUCUACGGCUGCCCUAACUGACCCCAAUAAAGGCCUGCGUCACCUGA
Ochotona princeps (American pika) is the source of this 5118-nucleotide messenger RNA. RefSeq names its product complement C3. The coding region runs from base 104 to 5092 and encodes 1662 amino acids. NCBI's taxonomy places the organism in Eukaryota, Metazoa, Chordata, Mammalia, Lagomorpha, Ochotonidae. The record is from RefSeq and is a predicted model, not a curated record. Gene Ontology annotation, biological process: inflammatory response; complement activation. The transcript is spliced from 41 exons. Gene Ontology annotation, molecular function: endopeptidase inhibitor activity; protein binding. Gene Ontology annotation, cellular component: extracellular region.